AUGGAGAGAGCGGAAACCGAAGAGGACUGCGAGGGGGAGCCGCCGAUGCACAGCGUGCACGGCAACAACCGGACCCGGCCGUCCUCCUACCGGGCACUACGCAGCGCUGUGUCCAGCCUGGCCCGCCUGGACGACUUCAGCUGCGAGAAGAUCGGCGCCGGUUUCUUCUCGGAAGUCUUUAAGGUGCAGCAUCGCGUGUCGGGCCAGGUGAUGGCGCUCAAGAUGAACAUCCUGGCCAGCAACCGGGCCAACAUGCUCAGGGAGGUCCAGCUUAUGAACAGACUCUCGCACCCCAACAUUCUCAGGUUUAUUGGCGUGUGUGUCCACGAGGGGCAACUCCACGCCCUCACUGAGUACAUCAACGGCGGCAACCUGGAGCAGCUGUUGGACAGCGAAGUAUACCUGUCGUGGAGCACGCGGCUGGACCUAGCGCUGGACAUCGCCCGCGGCUUGUGUUACCUGCACGCCAAGGGCAUCUUCCACCGCGACCUCACCUCCAAGAACUGCCUAGUUCGCUGGGAAAGCGGGACGUGUUCCGCCGUGGUUGGAGACUUUGGCUUGGCAGAGAAAAUACCCGAUUACAGCGAAAACGCGAACCUGGAGCCGUUGGCCGUGGUGGGCUCACCCUACUGGAUGGCUCCUGAGGUGCUCCGCGGCGAGCUGUACAACGAGAAGGUAGAUGUUUUUGCAUACGGGAUUAUCCUGUGCGAAGUUAUCGCGAGGAUCCAGGCGGACCCCGACUUCUUACCACGCACUGAGGACUUUGGUCUGCAUGUGGAAGCUUUCACGCAGAUGGUGGGCGACUGCCCCGCAGAUUUCCUGAACCUGGCAGUCACCUGCUGUAACAUGAGCGCUGAGUCACGCCCGUCGUUCUCCCGGAUCGCCUCUGAUCUGGAGCGCAGGGGACACCCGGAAGAGGACCCGCCGUCCACCCAGCGGCCCCCGCGGCGGCACUCCCUGGGCCCGCCGGCGGAACCCGCCACACCGCCGACGCGGUUCAACCCCUUCUCGCGACGCGACGACUUGAAAGGCGGCAAAAUCAAGCUGUACGACACCCCGAGUAAGUCCGUCAUCUCCAUGACUUUUGCGCUACCCCCGCCCCCGGAUUCCCGCCGGGGCGAGGCGUCGCCCGGGAGUCUCCGGCGCUGCCGCUCGCUGCCGUCCACGCCGCCCCCCUGUUUGUCGCGGCGCUUUUGCGACUGCGAGAUGCGCGGGGCGGGGGACUCGGGACUUCCACGGUCUCUAGAACGUCUCUCUCUCGACCAAGAAAAGAGCGAGAGCGUCCCCAUGGAUUGCGCCUGCUCGCCGGACACGCUGGACAGCUCCUCUUCGUCUUCCUUCUCCAAACUCUCCCCAUUUCCGAUGCACAUCUCCACCCCCAUAGAGCGAGGCUGGUCUCACCUAGACAACGGUGAAGUGUUCCUGAGCGGACCCGGGGGCCGUGGCGCCGCCCCGACGGGAAUCAACAACAACGGUUGCCACUCACCGUCCGGCGAACCCGACGCCAAGUCCCCAGAGGAGGAGGAGGUCCUCUCAUGUCCGGGCUGCUUCCCUUCCGUGUGUUUCAGGACGCCACACGGGACCGCCUACUAG
Molecule: messenger RNA, 1593 nt
Organism: Nerophis lumbriciformis (worm pipefish)
Lineage: Eukaryota; Metazoa; Chordata; Actinopteri; Syngnathiformes; Syngnathidae
Source: RefSeq, a predicted model, not a curated record